Messenger RNA from Heteronotia binoei (common prickly gecko), 2198 nucleotides. RefSeq names its product translin (gene TSN). The transcript has 6 exons. Gene Ontology annotation, molecular function: RNA binding; single-stranded DNA binding; sequence-specific DNA binding. Gene Ontology annotation, cellular component: nucleus; cytoplasm. The coding region runs from base 188 to 877 and encodes 229 amino acids. Gene Ontology annotation, biological process: RNA metabolic process. Lineage: Eukaryota; Metazoa; Chordata; Lepidosauria; Squamata; Gekkonidae. The record is from RefSeq and is a predicted model, not a curated record.
GGUUAUUCUCUGUGGGUGCACCGGAGCGUCGCUCUAGGCUCAUCAUCUCUUUCGCAUCGGCAGCACAGGGAGGGGUGAGAAACGUCGCUCAGGCGCUAGACCGGAAACGUCUCUAUGGUUUCCCUUUCCGGGCGGUGCUUUGCGAAGGCGUGGAGGGCUUUUCUCCGGCGGCGCUGCCGUGCUCGUCAUGUCUGUCAGCGGGAUGUUCAUCACUUUGCAGGGCGUGCUGACCGCGGACCAAGAUAUCCGCGAGGAGAUUAGGAAAGUUGUUCAAACUCUGGAGCAGACAGCUCGGGAAAUCCUGACAGUACUACAGGGGGUCCACCAAGGUUCUGGAUUCCAAGACAUACCAAAGAAGUGUCAGAAGGCUCGGGAACACUUUGGUACAGUAAGAACACAGCUGGCCUCUCUGAAAACGAAAUUUCCUGCAGAUCAGUAUUAUAGAUUUCAUGAACAUUGGAGGUUUGUCCUACAGCGCUUGGUAUUCCUGGCAGCGUUUGUUGUCUACCUGGAGACAGAGACAUUAGUGACCCGGGAGGCUAUAACAGAAAUACUUGGAAUUGAAGCUGAAAGAGAGAAAGGUUUCCAUCUGGACAUUGAGGAUUACCUCUCUGGAGUGCUGACCCUUGCAAGUGAGCUGUCUAGGCUGGCAGUCAACAGUGUCACAGCCGGAGACUACUCUCGCCCCCUCCGCAUCUCUGCUUUCAUCAAUGAGCUGGAUUCUGGCUUCCGCCUCCUGAACUUGAAGAACGAUUCCCUGAGGAAACGGUAUGAUGGCCUCAAGUAUGAUGUCAAGAAGAUUGAGGAGGUAGUUUACGACCUGUCGAUCAGAGGGCUCAACAAGGAGGCAACAGAUGGUGCUGGUGGAGAGAAAUAAAUCGGGGCAUGUUGAACUGAAUUUAUGAUUACCUCAGUUUUGCUGCCAAUGGAGGAGGAGCUUUAACUGAGCUCUCCAGCAGUAGCCUAGAGGAACCACAAGCCGCAAAACCAUUUCCCCCCCUACUGAAUGUUUAGUAUGUCCACAUGAAAGCACUUGACUCUUCUGUAAAUGCUGACCUAGUAGCUGCAUUAGCAGCAUGAGUUACCAUGUUGUAAGCAAGCCGUUUUGUGAUCUGCAGCCAUAAUGGUUAUUAGCUCAGCACAAGGAGUUGUGGGGAGUCGUUUGGGCCACAGUUUAAUUUUUCCUUCUCUGGUUGUGCUGAGCUUUGCCUUUUGUAAAAUGUAGUGUGAACUAAGAUGGGGGUACUUGGCUACAAAUAUAUUGAUUGUUGAAACACGAUUUGUGUUCAUUUCUACUCCUACUAGUAAUUGAGUAUUGUUGUAUUAAAGCAAAAAAAAGGAUAAUCUGCUCAAUAGCCAUAUAAUUGGGAAUUUGUUUUUGUGUACUUUUUGUGAUACUUUUUGUGUACUUAAGAGCUUGGUUUGCAUAGCUAGAAGAGACCUAGUUUUUGAAUCUUUUAACUUUCUUAGUCUUCUGACUCUCCUAGGCUGCUUAUAGGCAUGGCAUUAAGUGUACACCAGCCAUUUAAGGAAAGCAAAUCCCAAAACAUCUGUUGCAUGCGUUGACUUUAAGCACACACUUGUGGAGGCCAGUAGCCAAAUGCUAAAGUUGGGGGUAUUUGUGUGUGUGUGUGGGGGGGGUACUUGUGCUCCUAUAGAUUCCAGGUGACUUGUUUCAUAUUUCCAUCAUUUUGUAUUGCAUCUCUUUGUAAGACCUUAGGUAGCAGUAAAGAAAGUAUUUGGCUAGCAAGAGGUAAGUUAUUGCCCUUCUCUUGAUCCUUAAACACACUUACUUGGAUGCAAAUUCUUUUGGUUUCAUUGUGUACAGAGAAUCGCAGCCUUAGUAAUACAGCGUCUAAGUUGUGGAUACAAACCAAACUGACUGGUCAUUUGUAUGUGUAAAUCUCUUAUGUGUCAGUGCUGAAUGCCCAUCUUCCAGAUCAGAUUUGCAUACGCCAUUUCUUUCUUCAGUGUACAGUGUCGUUUUUCACGUUAUAUGCUUUGUUGGAUCCCCCGCCCAAAAAGUUUUCCUUUGAUAAGGAUCACAUCCAAAGAAUAAGAAAAUCUUCAUCCUUUACAAAUCAGUAGCUAUAAGUAACUUUGUAAAACUUUUUGACUUGUUCUGGUUUUUAAAUGUUCACUGGGAAGAAAAUGCCUUCAUUGUUAAUGUGGGUAAAUAAAGAGAACCCUGUUCUUCA